This is a messenger RNA of Punica granatum (pomegranate), 3564 nucleotides long. Lineage: Eukaryota; Viridiplantae; Streptophyta; Magnoliopsida; Myrtales; Lythraceae. The record is from RefSeq and is a predicted model, not a curated record.
UAACAAACAAAUUUCAUCAUCAGUCAGUAAGUAUUACCAACAAGACGAGACCAUGCGAGAGAUUUGGGUCUUCCCCUUCCUUUUCCUCUUCCUCCUCUCUUCUGCUGCCGCUGUUCUCACCACAUCAUCCCAACAUUAUCUAAGCCAUAUCAAUGAAUGCGAUGCUCUACUUCAGUUCAGCAGUUCAUUCACGGUCACAAGUGAUGCCUCCAAAGUGGCCUGCGACCAAUUCUCCAAGACUUCAUAUCCAAAGACAGCCUCGUGGAAGAAUGGCACUGAUUGCUGCUCGUGGCCUGGGGUCACUUGCCACCCAGCAGCAGCAAAUAGAGUGAUCGGGCUCGACCUCAGUUGCAGUCAGCUCAGUGGUACCAUCCAUUCCAACAGCACCCUCUUUUUGCUCCCCAAUCUUCAGCGGCUCAAUCUCUUUGGUAACAAUUUCUUCGACUUACAAGGAAUUUCACCUAGGUUCGGUAUCUUUACCAGAAUGGCUCAUCUGAAUCUCUCUCAUUCUAACUUCUUCGGGCCCAUUCCUCUAGAAAUUUCUCACCUCUCCCGCCUAAUUACACUUGAUCUCUCGGGCAUCCGUGGUAACCCAACCAUGGAAUUAGAUGACCAUAGUUUCAGAUGGCUUACACAUAAUUUCACACAGUUGAGAGAACUUACUCUUGAUAGUACCGACAUGUCUGAAGUUUCUCCUAUGUCCCUAGCGAACUUCUCUUCUUCCGGUCUGACAUCUUUGAGUCUUAAAAGCUGCGGUCUAAGUGGGAUAGUUCCGAUUGACAUCUUUCGUCUCCCAACCCUCCGCAGUCUCUCUCUUUCUGAUAAUUAUUAUCUCACGGGCACUCUACCCCAGACAAAAAACUGGACUAGUCCGCUCGUCUCCUUAAACCUAUCAUCGACAGAGUUCAGUGGGUCAAUUCCUGCUUCAGUGGGGAAUCUGACAUCCAUGACCAUUUUGGACCUCGUAGGGGCCCAAUUUACCGGUUCGAUCCCACUGACACUUGGAAACCUCGUCCACCUCACCCACUUGAACCUCGGGUCUAACAAUUUCAGUGGCACCAUGGACUUUGAAAUGUUUGCGAGGCUCAAAAAUCUCCAGUACCUUUCCCUCACAGAAAACAAUUACCUGAAUGUGUCGCUGCAAAGUGAUGGCAACUGUUCCUUCCCUGUGCUCCGAUAUCUGGAUCUAUCAAAUUGCAGCUUGACCAAAUUCCCAUACUUCUUGAGUUCUUCCGCUGAGCUGGAAUCCUUGGACCUCUCCAACAACAUGAUCAGUGAAAGGAUUCCUGAAUGGUUUUGGAGAGUAGGGAGGGGCACAUUGACAUACUUGGACCUCUCAAGCAACAAUUUUGAUGGUCCUCUACCUGAUCCUCCUUCUUCGACGGUGUUCUUCUAUGCCUUCAACAACAAUUUCUCUGGAGAAAUACCAUCUUCAAUCUGCCAAGCCAGUUCACUAGAAGACCUCGUUCUCUCAAAUAACAGACUCAGUGGCACCAUUCCGAGAUGUUUGGGUGAUUUAAAAAGACUCUCGUUGAUUUUUGCCUCAAAUAACAGAUUGACUGGCGAGAUCCCAUCUUCAAUCUGCCGAGCCAGUUCAAUUUCCGGCCUCGUUCUCUCAAACAACACACUUAGUGGUACCAUUCCAAGUUGUUUAGGUGAUUUAAAAAGCCUCUCAAUUCUCGAUGCCUCAAAUAACAGUUUGACUGGAGAGAUUCCAUCUUUAGUCUGUCAGAUGGGAAAUUUAAGCAAUCUCUUCUACUUGGGUUUGAGCCACAAUCUGUUACAAGGUCCGCUGGCACAAUCUCUCGCAAACUGUACAAGCUUGCAAAUUUUAAUUGUCAGUCACAAUGCAAUAUCUGAUACAUUCCCGCGCUGGCUAAAUUCUCUCUACUGGUUGUAUGCUGUAGAUUUACGGUCCAACAGGUUUCAUGGAGCCAUUGAAAUUCCCCUUCCCUCACAAAUUUCAUACUUGAGCCUCUCCAACAAUGAGUUUUCUGGACAGUUGCCAAUAAAUUUCCUUCUGAAUUCAACUGCUUCUAUUAUUUACUUAGCCAAUAACAGUUUUGAAGGACCUCUCCCGAUUCCAUCACCAUCCAUUGGUUGCUUUUCCGUUGCAAACAAUGGGUUCAGUGGAGACAUUCCUUAUCAGCUCUGUAACGCCACUAAGCGAGAGAUCAUCAACCUGUCCAAUAACAGCUUGACCGGCACCAUUCCUCACUGUUUGAUGAACUUUAGUGCCUCCCUAGAUGUAUUGGAUCUACAAGCAAAUCAAUUUGUUGGUCAUAUGCCAGAGAUAAUUUUCUCUGGAAAGAACUCGGUCAGGGCAAUCCGCUUAGGUCAAAAUCGGCUCGGAGGGACGUUGCCACGAUCUUUGACAGGUUGCAAGAAUUUGCAAGUUUUGGAUCUCGGCGAAAAUGAGUUAGAGGGCCACUUCCCUUACUGGUUGGAUAUCCUUCCACAUCUGCAAGUUCUUAUCCUGAGAUCCAACUGGUUCUGUGGUCUGGUGGAUAGUUCCAAGAGAACUAGUCAUCCCUUCCCAAAGUUACGCAUUUUGGACCUCUCUGACAACAACUUUUCCGGUCGACUGCCAGCAGAGUACAUUGCCAACUUAAUAGCCAUGAAGAAUGAAGAGAAAGGCAGUUUACGUUAUAUGGGUGACCUAAACUAUGAAGAUACCAUUACAGUGUUCGUGAAAGGGACGGAGUUGGUGCUGGUGAAAAUUCUGACCGUGUUUACAACCAUUGACUUGUCAAGGAACUUCUUCGAAGGAGAGAUCCCAGAAUCAAUCGGAGAUCUGAAAGCACUCAAGGGACUCAACAUUUCUCAUAACAAUCUAACUGGCAGGAUCCCUUCUUCUGUGGGGAAUCUUACUGAUCUUGAGUGGCUGGACCUAUCCUCGAACAAGCUCAAUGGGAAGAUCCCCAGAGGAUUGGCGGAUCUUACGUCACUCACCACCUUGAAUCUCUCGUAUAACCAGCUCGUGGGACCAAUUCCUCAUGGCCCGCAAAUGGAUACAUUCAACCACUCCUUUGACGGGAAUCCUGGCCUGUGCGGUCCUCCAUUGUCAGAUACAUGUGAUACUUCGAAGCAGUCACCACCGCAUGCAGUUUCCCCUGAAGAAGAAGAAGAAGAAGAAGAAGAAGAAGGGCAUUGGAUUGAAUGGAGGGCAGUGGCAAUGGGCUCAGGAUGCGGACUCAUCCUUGGGAUAUCAGUGGGAUAUAUUAUGCUGGAAACCGGGAGACCGAGAUGGUUGGUGAGAAUGGUUGACAGGAAAAAGCGUAGGAAAACAAACAGGCUGAAAAGAAAUGCGGCUCCGAGAAAUCUUCUCAGGCGGAGCACCAGAGGCCAAUGAGAUGGGAGACCAGGCAAAAACCGGUACAUGGAGGUUCCGUCGAGGGGAAUAGCAAUUUAUCGGUGUGAAGUAGAAAGCUAAACAGCCUUAUUCCAUAAGCAUUUUUACUUUUGUUCUUAUUUUGGGUUUGAAGUGGAAUGGCAAUACCAAUGUGCCUUCUCAGCUAAAUCUUAAUCAUAAUAUGGAAUAUCCUUCUUGUCUCAAUAAAUAUA